This is a messenger RNA of Cyprinus carpio (common carp), 1902 nucleotides long. Its product is annotated as macrophage mannose receptor 1-like. Bases 465 to 1577 code for a protein of 370 amino acids. Lineage: Eukaryota; Metazoa; Chordata; Actinopteri; Cypriniformes; Cyprinidae. The record is from RefSeq and is a predicted model, not a curated record. The transcript has 5 exons.
UCAAAUUAAAAUGGAAAAAAAUUCAAAUGAGAUAAACAGAGGAAAUGAGUACAGGAAUAAUACCAGUAUUCAUUAAACAAUUACUCAAAAUAAUUAACCAAAAAUAACUUGUGUUCUUUCAGACCUCAGCAUUCUCAUCGAAGUAUUGACUUUAUCUCAGAUGUUUCUCUGGAGAAAUUAAAAAAGAAUACAAACGAGUCAACAAUCCAGUCCAGAGCUGAACAAUGAAUGUGGAGCUGAAGUACAAACAUCUGAAAGCAGAAAAACCUCAGUAAAACUAUUUCAUUUCUCUAUUUAAAAAAGAAGGAAACAAACCUGAACAAAGAAACAAACAAACCACAGAAAGGAGUGAAGAAGGGAGGGAACCAAAGAUGGGAGGAGCAGAAAGAGAGAGGAUCGGUGAUAUCAGUCUGUCCUGAUAAAAGAAGAAACACAAACACACCUGAAUCACAACAUCUACAGAAAUGGAGAGAAUCACAUUGAUGUCUGUUCUGCUCACAGUCGUGCUCAGUUCGUCUCCGCGUCAGUAUCACUUUGUGAAUCAGAACAUGAACUGGACUGAAGCUCAGAGAUACUGCAGAGAGAAAUACACAGAUCUGGUCACUAUUAAUAACAUGAAUGAACAGAAUAACAUAAAUCAGCUCCUAAAGAGAGAGAAGAUCAGUGCUGACCGUGUCUGGAUUGGGCUGCAGGACACAUGGAUUUGGUCUCUGAAUAACUCUGACUUCUACAGAGGAAAUGAGUCUCAGUUUAGGAAUUGGGGAAAAAAUCAACCAGAUGGAGAUGGAGACUGUGUUUAUAUGGACAAUGAUGGACAAUGGCAUGAUGCACACUGUAGUACCCACCUAAUGCAUUUCAUCUGCUAUAAUGGCAGCAGUAAAGGAUUCGUCCCUGUACAGGAGAAAAAGAACUGGACUGAUGCUCAGAAUUACUGCAGACAGAAACACACAGAUCUGGUCAGUGUGAGGAAUGAGAGUGAGAAUAAUCAGAUCCGGAACAUCAUAAACCAGAACCUAACUUCAGAUAAACAUGCCUGGAUCGGUCUGUACAGAUUCUGGGUUUGGUCAGAUAACAGCAAAUGCAUAUUCACACACUGGAAAACUAAUGAACCCAAUAUCGGAGCUACAAAUAAAAGCAUCUGUGUAUCAACUGGUAUCAGUGAUGAAGGAGGAUGGACAGACGAGCUCUGUUCAGAUCAGCAUCUCUUUGUGUGUUAUGAUGAUACACUGGUUCUGAUCCGAGAGAAUAAGACAUGGACUGAAGCUCUGAGAUACUGCAGAGAUAGGGACAUGGACCUGGUGUCGGUGGAUUCAGAGCAGAUGCAGCAGCGGGUGAUGAAUGUGACCUCGAGCGCUCUCUCCGAUCACGUGUGGCUGGGUCUGCGUCACUCCUGCACAGUGGGGAUCUGGUUCUGGGUCAACGGUCAGACCGUGUGCUACAAUCAGUGGGCUUCUGGUAACGACACUGGACUGGACGACUGCGAUAAGACGGUGAGAUCCGGAGUCAUUCGGACCAACGAUAAUCACUGGAUCAGCCGCCCUGAAACUGAUAGAAAUAACUUCAUCUGCACCAAGUGAGUGCUGGAGAGUCACUGAUUACAUGUGAUCCAGAUUACAAAUAUUCAGUACUUGUAAUUAGAUUACACUACAUUUUAAAAUGCCUAUAAUUAGAGGACCGUUACUUUCUUAUGGAUUACAUGUUCACACAAUGCCAGUAAAUUAUUCAUUUAAUUAUAAAGUAAUCAAACAAUUCUCCGAAAACAUCAUUUAAAAUGUGAAAUCUAAUGGAUUAUAUUACUAAAUAAAGUUUUCAUUAUGUAUUUUGUAACCAAUAACAGACUAAAUAUGUAUAUAAUAUAAUAUAAUAUAAUAUAAUAUAAUAUAAUAUAAUAUAAUAUAAUAU